Molecule: messenger RNA, 1226 nt
Organism: Populus trichocarpa (black cottonwood)
Lineage: Eukaryota; Viridiplantae; Streptophyta; Magnoliopsida; Malpighiales; Salicaceae
Product: truncated transcription factor CAULIFLOWER A
Exons: 8
Coding region: 218-961 (247 amino acids)
Biological process (GO): positive regulation of transcription by RNA polymerase II
Cellular component (GO): nucleus
Molecular function (GO): DNA-binding transcription factor activity, RNA polymerase II-specific; protein dimerization activity; RNA polymerase II cis-regulatory region sequence-specific DNA binding
Source: RefSeq, a predicted model, not a curated record
AUCCCAAAGUAGUUUGCGUACUUUUCUUUUUCUCUUUGUAUGUAGUGUCUCUCUCCCUCCCACACAAACGUCAGUGUAAGAGCGUUUACCCAGGAUAUAAAACAGAAGGAGAGCUUGCUUCCUGGAUAGCUCUACUAGAAAAUUAUACAAAAGAAAUAAAAUAAAACUCUUUUGAUCUCUCUCGUGCUGAAUUGAUUGUGUAAAUUUGGUAUAUAGUAUGGGGAGAGGCAGGAUUCAGCUGAAGAGAAUUGAAAACAAGAUCAAUAGACAGGUGACUUUUUCAAAGAGAAGGUCUGGUUUGUUGAAGAAAGCCCAUGAGAUCUCUGUGCUCUGUGAUGCUGAGGUUGCUUUGAUUGUCUUCUCCACAAAAGGGAAGCUCUUUGAAUACGCUACUGAUUCCUGCAUGGAGAGGAUCCUUGAACGUUAUGAAAGAUAUUCAUAUGCUGAGAGACAACUUCUUGCAAAUGAUGAUCCCGAAAACCAUUGUUUCCAGGGUAGCUGGACUUUGGAAUAUGCGAAGCUCAAAGCUCGGGUAGAUGUUCUACAAAGAAACCAAAGGCAUUUCAUGGGAGAAGAUCUUGAUUCCUUGAACAUCAAAGAGCUUCAAAACUUGGAGCAUCAGAUUGAUUCAGCACUUAAGCACGUGAGAUCAAGAAAGAAUCAGUUGAUGUAUGAAUCCAUUUCAGAGCUACAAAAGAAGGACAAGGCGCUCCAGGAGCAAAACAACAUGCUUGCAAAGAAGGUCAAGGAAAAGGAGAAGGCAAUAAUAGCUCAACAAGCAUCAUGGGAGCAGCAAAAUCCUGACCUGGAUUCGCCUACAAUUCUUCGGCCACAACCAAUGCAGCCCUUAAACAUAAGUAGCAGCCACCUGGCAACGGGAAUUGAGGAAGAACCCGCUCCAAUCCAACAUCGAGCCAACGCACUGUUGCCUGCUUGGAUGCUUCGCUACCUCAACGAAUAAAAGAAUCAAAUCAACUCCUUGUUGCGCUGUUUUGUAUACACCAAGACGUGGGGGUAUGGAAAUGUAAAUCAUUUUCAGUCUGAUGAAGUGAAAAUGUUGGAUCGGUUGCUUGAUACUUGGGAAUUAUCUAGCAGUUCCAUGAUAGUAAUGUAUCUCUAUGUAUCUAUAAUUGUAAUGUAUCACUAAAUUGCUUGUGUAAUAAAAUCCAUAAAUAGAAAGACUAACUGCAAUGUACCAUGGACGUAAGAAAGUGAACCAUUCUUUA